Messenger RNA from Xyrichtys novacula (pearly razorfish), 11781 nucleotides. NCBI's taxonomy places the organism in Eukaryota, Metazoa, Chordata, Actinopteri, Labriformes, Labridae. The record is from the annotation of a GenBank genome assembly.
AUGAGGAUGCUCGCGCGGCUUGUCUUUGGACUCUUCGUCCUCAAAGCGGUGGUGGCCGGCCCCAGAUUUUCCCGACAAGCUGACUUGGACUCAUAUGAUAGCGCCAACUAUGAUGUGGAUCUAGAUAACUUAAAUUUGGAGAAUCAGGAUAUCUAUGACUACGAAGAAGGACUGACGAUUGAGGAUCCUCAGGUAAGAAACCGUUUUAAAACAUUAAAAAACUUCAGCUAACAUCGAGAGAGGCAGUUGCUUGAAGACUGGAAACCAACAACAGUUGCAUAAUCCUCUUUUCAAAGUAUGCUGUCUUUUUUUGUCUAAAAAAUCCCAAGAGUGUAAUAUUGGCUGGUUUUGAACCGAGGUCACCAGGUUCACAGUGCAGACAGGCCUUCCACUGAUACAAACUGCAGCCAUUUGGAAAGUACACAAAGAGUUCUUCAGCUUUAUGGACCGUCGAACGCCAAAAUAUUCAAACUUUUAUACCUCGGCAAGCUUCCCUCCAAGUUCCACCCUGUAGUGUCUCUACGGGCUGAAUUCUUCUGUUUCUGGAGAAGUUUUUAUGCAUGUAAUCGAGCAAUAUUUUUGUGCAAAUGAUGGAUGUAUUUUCACUGGGAAAAGUUGUUGAAGAAAUGACUUUUAUCAUGCACCACUUCAACACUGGUGAGAAAAAGAGGAUAACUCUUCAUAACUCUUCAUAAGUGUAACUUUCUGUCACGUUAAAUUUCUGAGAACCAAAUGAAGCACCUGGUUUAAGAGGAGUCAAGCCUCCUGAGAUUUCUUUCUUUUUGUUGUAUGACCCAAAUACUCUCAAGAACAAUAGCUUUUGAAGAUGAGAGGAGACCAGAGGCAGCAUCGGUCUAAAACCCAAUGAUGGAUUCCAGAAGUUCCUUUUGAAUCUGCUCGAGUUGAGUGUGAUGUGGCAAGCCCCCUGGGUACGCUGGGAUCCGAGCUUUAGCCACAUCUCAUGUUCCUUGUUUAGAUCGCUUUGUGACGAGGAAAUUGGGCCAAGGCAACGUCAAGAUGGCACGAGGCAAAAAGUCCACAUCAGAUUUCCAGCAGGUCGCUUCUGAGCCAGUGACUGAACCUAAACCUGAUGUGGACUGAACUGUUGUUAUCUAAAACGAAUCCCACAAUCAAAUGCAGAUUUAGGAGAUUGGUGUAGUGGGAGAAAGUGAAUUUCUUUAGUUAUUCACCGUGGCAGAAAAAGAGAACCACAGCUUUUUACCUAAGUUUAAACAACGUGAUUCUGGUGUGCAAAGCUUUACGGCUGAGUUGAACACAUGGCUUUGUUCACUGUGGGAAGAUUGUAAUGUGUUGCAGGGGAACGGCUUUGAUAAUGUCUUUCUGUUAACAAGCCUGGUUAUGACACAGCACAUUGCAUAAGAGUUUGUGGGAGCAGGAAGAGGAGAAACAGCACAAUAAGACCGAGUCGAAACUUUCUCAUCCUAAUAAAACACAAACGUUUGGCUCAUAAAUGCAUACUGUGUUGAGAAAUAGCCUUUGUUCUGUUGACAGCACACUCAAAGGUGACAGGCAGACCGGCUGCUCGGGAUUAAAUGGAGUUUAGUCACACAUGCAUCAGAUAUCAGGAGAGAAAUGAAGCAACGAUCAGCUCCAGUCCUCUGAAGUGCUGACUCUUCACUUUCCAUAUCCAUCUGUUUGAGUUUCUCCCCUUUCUCCACAGGGUUUGUUACUUUUGAAUGAAGCAAAGGCUUUUUGUCAUGUUAUUCGAGAAAACAUACCAGAGUGUGCUGCAUCAGAGAGUGUCUGCAAAUGCUUUAAUCCAAGAUUCAUUUAGGUAUCAUCUUAAAUUAGCAGAAACAUUCACUGCAUUCACAGGUGUUGACUUGGUGACCCUUUUGUUUGAAAUCAGAUAAAGACUACACUUCCCAUGAGCACAAUACCCAACGUUGUAGUGAUGUGUCUCUUGCCCAAGUGUGCAUGUGUUGUGGAAUCAGUCAGCUAAGCACUACAAAGUCGUCAUCCACACAAGUCGGCAUGAGAGGUACCAGUUGGUUAAAGGACUGGUUGAUAUUUGAAAGAUAGAGUACAUGAGUAAAUAUGGAGCUGCUGUGAUCAUGUGGAAAGAGACAAUGAUGAAAGCUGGCAUCUCAAUGCUUUCCGGCUAUAUUUUGGCCUACAAAUUCUAAAUGGAGUUGUAUUCUGGCUAGUUUAACUGGUAUCUGUUCAACCAGAAGCAAUGGGUCAGCAGCAUGGAUAUGAUUAGAAAACUGGUGGUGCUGGCUCUGCUAGUGUUCGCCAGUGUUCAAGCAAACCAGCUUGACACUGUUUACCUGCAGACUUUGGGAUCCUGUUUUAAUUAAAUUGUGUUCAAUCUGGAUUUUUCUCUGUUUUUCAACUUUUAGACCAGUUUCUAGGAAACUAGCAAACAAGUCCCUUGGAAAAUAAUCGGCAAACAGGCAUUUUUUCAGAACUUUUUUUCCUUGUUCAAGAUUGCUUUUUAAAGGCUGUAGAGUGAUAAGGCAACGUUUUUAUUCCAGAUGAUGGUUUUUGACUCUGAUUCAUCAAACUUCACACAUGAACCAUCGAGUAGAGCGCCAUAUUUCUCAGUGUUUGCUUAUAAUACCAGCUCUGAUGACUGAUUUUUAAGGUAAAUGGAACGCACUAUUACUACUGUUAUUUAAUUUACAAGAGGUGACCAGGUGCACAUGUUCAGCAUUACCUAUAAGAGCAUCAGUGUCAUGAAGUGUACUCUGGUGUCUCAGUUUAUGUUACAGAGCAGUGGAGCAUUAUUCGUAUGCCAGCAUAAACAUGUGAUCCUGUUAAUAGCUGUUUUCGUUCUUUUACGUUGGAAAGCUCUAGUUGUCCAAUUUUUCUUGACACUUAAUCAGAUGACACAUGCUUCUGCUCAUCCUGCUCCAAAACAUUACAUUAAAAGAAAUUUACCUAAAGAAAGAAAAACUACUCCUAUUUACUUACUUUUAUCUUACUGCCAAAGUUUACCAGCAAAGUUAUAGACAUAGCUACUUUCUCCCUCUCUGCAGCAUAUCGAGUUGAUCCUUAUUGUAGAAAAUGCAACACUAAAACUUAAAGUUAUCUUCAGAAAUCUUCUCACAGUUUCCUUCAAAAUUGUGGAAAAUUUUUUUUACACUAAUGUUGCAUGGAGUUAAAUGAAAAGAUUAAAAUCACUUUUAUAUAAGUGGGAUUUAUACAAAGCUACAUUAGACAGCUAGCUACGCUAAAUAUUAAGAUGUUGGAAGUUCUCAAAUGGACCAAGUCAUUUUAACUGUUUUUUUUUUUCCUUGAAUAUGUACAUAGUUUGUUGUCUGGAAAAGUCUGUCUUCAAAUGACUCAAAUUAGCUACAAGCAGAUCGUUAGCUUAGCCUCUUAAAAUAGAUGGAAAUAGCCAUGCAUGCUGUCAUGGAGUCUAAGCGUCACCACAGGGUUAUUUGGCCAUUAAAUCACACUUUUCAGAGACUAACCAACUCUUUGAAGCAGACUUUGGUGUAAUCACCUUUUUUAAAUAUAUCUCACCAAAGGAAUUUAGCUUAAACUUGACAUGUUUGGCAACUUCUCAAGGCUAAAGAGCUCUCUGUUUGCAUUAACUUCUGGCUCUGAUUUCCAAAUAAAAUAAAGAUGAUGUUUGUUUUUCAACAGUAUGUAUUCAAAUUGAAAUAUAAGGUGCCCUAAAGCUACUUAUUUCUUUUUAGUAAUCGUUAGCCUAACAUCACGUUCUUUUGUUGUUUGUUGUAACGGGUGCAGCUACAUAACCAUCAUAAAAAAAAUUACUGAUCAAGUUUCCAUAACUGAAACUGGUCAUGCUUUGCUGAAUGCAUCCACUUAUUUUUCCUGUAUGCUGCAGCUGCAACAUAACAUUCAGCUUGAUGCUGACGUUCAACAUCUCCCCCUGUGCAUUCAGUAUUCCCAUGCUGUUUCCAGAGCCUUUUUUCAGGAUUUUAGGUUGCCAGCCUUUCACCUCUUUUCUCCCUUGGGUGUAUAUGUUUGCUUAGGGGAAAGGGGAAAUGAAGGGGAGAGCUGCAGUGAGCUAACUCUGUGCAAGACUUUUCAAUGGCUUACCUUGUUGUAUCUCAAGCUGUGUCCCUGCCAAGCUUUAAAAUGUGACUUUCAGUGCUGGAUACCUCUUCAUCACUGCAUUUGAAGCCUUUGCAUAAGUUUUGUUCAAGUAUAUCUGUCUCUUAAAAGCAGCACUUUGUUUAUCUUAAUUGCUUGAACUGAUCUACCUUCGGUUGUAACUUACUGAUAUCUGAUCAUUGGGGCUGAAAGUGGCUAAAAAGACUCAAACGUAGAUUCUUGCAGCUACCAUGUGUGUCUUGGUUCCACAAGGACCAUUCCCAUCUUGCAGAGUUGAGUCUGCUGGGUUGGGUGUGAGAGUCAGGUAUUACCUGUGUGGGUGUGUGGGAGUUCACUGCCCUCCUCUGGUAGAAUGAUAGUACUGCAGGUUGGAUAAAGCACAAAAACAUAUGAAAGAGCAGCUAAAAUACCCUGUUUGAUUUAUUGAUAUGCAUAAGGAGAGACAUUUCCAUGGUUUUGCACACUUUAUCAAAAUGCUGCCUUGAUACCUUAAAUCAGACUUGCUAUUUAGCAAAUUCCUGAUUCUUGAUAAUUACUUUGAUUGGGGAAAUACUUAAAAAAAACUAAAAAUGACUGAUGCCAAAUAUACAGAUUGAAAACAAUGCUUUCUGCUCUUUCUGAAAUACAUUUAAGCACCUCUCUAUAUUGCAGUUUUUUACAAAGAGGAUCAAAACUUGGAGUCUAUUUUUUAUCCAUAUAAAGAGUGAAAAGAGAAACACUCCUAGUGUGGAAAGGUUUAGGCAUAUGAUCAUUUACAAGGUGUGCAUUUACCUCCAACAAAAGUGUCCUCUGUGCUCUGCUUCAAUCCUGGGUUUUUAACUAGCAUGUUGCUGCCAUCCUGUGGUUGAUGCCUGUAGAUGCUGGUGUUGUGAGAGUUCAUGCAUUAGGAAAAAAGUGCCCCCUUUAUUCACCUGUGGGACUGUGUGUUUUGCAGCAAAUAUCAGUUAAUCAUCAGUAUUAAAAUCUCAAUUUCUAUCACUCUCUGUUGAGCAACAUGUAACAACGGUGAAAUGAUGUGGGCAUCACGUAGAGCAUCAUGGGUAAUGUAUCUUAGGUGAUAUUUUGGAUAACCAAGCAAUAUUGCAAUAUGGAGAGGACAGGAAAGGACAGCUGUGAGGAAGUCCUGGUGCACCAAAGGCUGGAAGUGGCAGUACUCGGAUUAUUUUCAUUAAUAAAUGCAAGAAGAGCAUUUCAAGUCUGUAAAUAUGUCUGUUAAUCUGUAUUAGAAAUACUUGAUUGUGUUUUUAUGGGGGAUUUUUUGUGCCUUAUUUUCAUGUAUUCAUCAAAGACAUAUAUAAAGCUUUUCCACUUGCUCUCACUGAAUAUUCCUGGAAAGUAUUUUUUCGGAACUCAGUAACGGAGUUACUGUUAAGUUAAAGGAGGCUGACUUCCUUCUGAAUCCAAAGUGAGUCCUGUCUUACCAAUGAUUGCUAUGAUAACAAGUUUUUCAGUUAAGUUGAUCAAAAGCAGGGCAGGAGAUUGGGAAGUCCAAGCCCCCAAUGGGUUCUGGCUUCAUAAUGGUGCAGAUCCACCAGAUGCAGCUGCUUUAAGCAGUGUUGCCACUUUGGCCACUUCACUUGUAAUCUUUAUUUUAAUCCUCUUCUCAAUGAAAUUGACACUUCAGAAAGUUUGUUAUGGAAAUGGGAAUGGAAAUUAGGUAACAGAUAUUGCAUUGUGAAUGGGAUGGACUAGAAUCCAAGGCAAAACAGGGGCAUUUGGUCUGGUUUGUCAAGGGGUUUUGAUUAAUCAGAAUCAAGACUUAAACAUAGCCUGAUGAUUCUCCAGAGACCCAGGUGCCAGAAUGUGUAAUCUGAAUAUGUACCUGGCCGGGAGCUCCUGAUGUCUAUGGCUGUGACCAUAGACACCGCCAUAGACAUCAGGACAUCAAUGUCUAUGGCAGCGGCCGGCCAGCCUCAUCCUCCUAGAUGCUACCUUCUUGCUGAGCCUCGGCAGCUGCCCUUUCAGGACCUUGUUGGUAAUGUGGAUGUUCUGGUCCACAUUCAGAGCAGCUCGUAGUAUUCUGGUGUAGCACCCAUCCAGGGACUUCUGUGGGAUGGGUGUCAGGGUGCUAGUGGGUGGGUGUCACGUGUCCAGUGCUUGAAUUCGUCAUCUUUUCAGAUUUCUUUUCAUGGGUUUUGAUUUUUGAUGGCUAUUCCAACAUGGUGGCUAAUCUGAUACUAGACUUUUUGCCUGCCUUAAAUCCAUAAAAUAAUCACUUCUCUGUUGUUCUGUUCAAGUCCACAGGUAAAUGGGUUGGCACUGAUUGGAGGUUGACAAAAAAAAGAAAACAAGUCUGAUCAGUUGUUUCCCCAAAACUUAAUCUAAAGUCGACUUGUAAUCCAUUUUUCGACUCACUGCCGCUGUCUUUUCCUCAGAUAGAGAUUGGAACACUGGCCCCACCCGAUUAUAACUACCAAGUGCCAGAGGCCUCAAUGGAAGAACAAGAACCGGAGGAGGAGGAGGAAGAGGAGCAGGAGGAGGUGGAGGAGGAGGAGCAGGAGGAAGAGAUGCCCUUAAAACCCCAGCUUGUUCCUCAGGGUUCAGGGGGAUCUGGGGUUCUUAUGGGCCCAGACACGCAGAAAGGUCUGAAAAAGCACUUGCCUUUAGAUCUUAACCUGAAAAAAUGAAGGUGGGGCUUGGCUUGUCCUUUGGUCAGUGGAGUUUGAGAAAGCAGAACAUUUCAAACAAGGAUAGACUACUCAGUUCAUUUCUGGGGAUCCUCUUUUCCAUGUGCAUGUCUUCCAUUUAACUCGCUGUUCAUGGUUAAAUGUGUUCUUGUCAGUGAUUUUGUGUCCAUUUGUCAUCACUUAACCCAAUCAUCACUGUGAGCUUGUCUUCUCUCUCUCACCUGUCUGUUUAUUAAUACCUAAUCUUGUCUCUAACAAGAGGUGGAGCUGCGUCUGACGCCUAUUGACAUUCUCCAUGUCUCCGGUGACUUCGGGGGCUCUGUGGGAUCUGGAACCUUUGGAACUUCCGGGGUCUCUGGGUCUGAAACUUCAGGAGACCCACUGGUCUCUGGGACCUCUGGUGAUAUUAUGCUAAUCUCAGGGGCCUCAGAAGAGCUCCUCAGCUCAGGGGGAUCAGGUGAUCAGUUCUUGAUAGGUGGGGAAAUCUUGAUAUCAGGGGAUGCCAUGGGAUCAGGGUCAGCCUCUGGGGACCUUGGUUCUGGAGGUAUUCCUAUUGAAUUCCCCCUGGGCUCUGGAGGGUCCGGAGACCAGUCUGGUUCUGGGUUUUCUGGAGAUGUCUCGGGGGCCUCUGGAAUCUCUGGGGUUUCUGGGUCUGGUGAGUCCGGGGACUCAGGGAUAACUUUUGUAUCAGGAGGUCAGUACUUUUAAAGAAUACUUACUCUUGAUCAGACAGGGGAACUCUUGUCUUAGACCUGAGUGCACGUAACCUGCUGAGCUCUAUGUGAUUUAUGUUGAUUACAGGAGACCUAUUGUACUUACUAUACCUGUAGUUACAUCAGUCUGGGAAACCUGUGGAGUAACUGCAUGUGGGAGUUACUUUUAACACCACCAAAACUUUACCUAAAUACACAGCCAGUACCAAAAUCAUUUAAGGCUAGUCCCAUCCAAUUAGUUCCCCAUUAGUACCUCUUACUAAUGCUGUGUUCGAGUUACCUUGGAAGUCAGAUAUUAGAGCUGUAAAUGACGUCACACCCGAGUUACAAGCGUUUCAGUUACCAAGUCAGAAAAAAGCAAAAUCGGAGGCGGUAACAAGAUGGCUACAGCUACAAAAGUUAUUUUAGCGCUUGCCUUGUCCUUGUUAUAUUCGGACAAGGCAAGCGCCAUCUUGUUACCGCCUCCGAUUUUGCUUUUUUCUGACUUGGUAACUGAAACGCUGGUAAAUCGGGUUUGACGUCAUUUCAGCUCCGACAUUUGACUUCCAAGGUAACUCGAACGCAGCAUUAUUGUUACAUUAACUAUAGUGAUGUUACUUACUACUUGUGGUCCUGAGCCUGUGUCAUAAUUUCUCAUGUUUUGAAACUGAGCUGAGCAAUAUGGACAUCCAAAAUGUUGACUUAGUGUAUGUAUAAUGGGUCUCCUUUAAGUGUUUUAAAUUCCAUUUAACUGUGUUAAAUGUUGACUCUUCUGCUUGUUAUCUUGUUCAUCGUACUGUGUUGGUGUCACUAUAAUCAUGCCUCUAACCUCAUGUGAAAAUGAAAAUGUGUACGUGACUGGUCGACUAAUGGGUUGAUUGGUUGUCCAUCUCACCCCCUCAUCCAUCUUAAUCUCAUGCUUCCUAACCCCGACCCUUGGCUCUAACAAGAGGAGGAGCUGCCCCUUAUUCCUGGCACUAUACCCAGCGAGGCAUCCGGGGCUUCCGGGGAUUUCUCGGGAGCUUCGGGAACCUCAGGGGCCUCUGGGGAUUUCUCUGGAGACUCAGGGGUUUCUGGGACUUCUGGUGUCUCUGGCUCUGGAGAAGUCCCUGGGGUAAUUCUGGUCCCUGACAUUGAUAAAGGUCAGUAUCUAAUUUAGAGUUGAGAAAGGUAGAUCAUGGGUGAGGUAAAAACUUAAGUGGAUGCCUCACAAGUCGAGUAAAACAAAACAGAGGAAGACUUUGGAUAAGGUGUCAGUGCUGAUGCUUGGCCAGGAACCCAGUGAGUCUCACUCACCAUAAAUGUUAAAUGCCUUGAACUUUGCAAGGUUUAUUGAGGGAAAAUAGCCCCAACACUGAGACCUAAUCCAUGCAAUAAACAUAAUAGCACUAUUUAAGCAAUAACAUGAAGAAUUAUUUCCCAACUGUUUGUGUAUACAGAGUCAAAACUAUUAUCUUUAAAAGUGUUUUUUAUUCUUCACCAACCACUUAGCGCAUCAUGUUUCAUAUUGUUAACCUCUAAAAAUGCAUUUUUUAACUGCUGUUCAUCAUUAAUUGUUCCUUCACCUGGUUAACACAGCUAAUACAUUGUCUGUGACUUACCGCAGAGGCAAACAGUGGGCUACUGUUUGCCAGACUUCCUGUUCCAUGUCUUUGUCGAUCUAACCUGUUCCUUUAACACCUAAUCUUGUCUCUAACAAGAGGAGGGGCUGCUCCCGACCACACCAGAAACCCCUCAGGAGGGUGCUGGUGGUGUAGAAGGGUCAGUAGGCUCUGGAUUGCCAGAGCCAGGGGAACCUGAGGAGCCUGAGGAACCUAAGAUUGACAGGACAGGUCAGUAGCUGUAGUGAGAUACACAGUUGUAGAGUCUCGAUCAUUGAUCCGUGCCCUGUCUGUCUUUGAUUGUGAGGAUGCGUUGGUCGUGGCUACUGACAGAAAAUUAGCAGAAAGAUUCCUCUCCUUUCCCUCUUUGAAAGUUUUUGGUGUCUUUCCCGGAGUACUACACUGAUUCCAUUGUAGCAAAGUUACCACAUUUAUGUAACGCUGUAACCGUUUGGUGCUGAUGGUGGAGUAAGCCAUGUGCAGAGCUAUCAUCCACAUGGUUAAAGAUUUAAUGUACGUAAUUAUCCACUCUCUACAUUUCUUAUCUCUCAAAAGGUAGCCAAUCCAAUUAAACACAUCUAUGUUUACUGUUGAAGUAAACCUUUUUAGUUUGGUCAGAAGAUUUUUGUGCUGCAGAUCUUAAUUAACCCUCAUUUAACUUGUACAAGCCCUUUAGUUCCUUUUUAUACAAGAUGAGGAGCUUUUAGUGCACAAGAAACCACAUACCAACAUCUAACAAGAGGGAGCAGAGGGACAAUUAGAGCAAGCCAUGAUACAUCUAGGUCCAAUUGCAACAUUGUUCCCCCCUCUUUUACUUGACUAUGAUUUGUACCCGUAACUUCAGGUAUGCCCACUUGCUUGCUGUGCACGUGCCUUGGCGGUUCAGUCUACUGUGACGACUUGAAGCUGGACAGUGUUCCACCUCUUCCCAAAGACACCACUCACUUCUACGCCCGCUACAACAGAAUCACCAAGAUCAACAAGUCCGACUUCGCCUCCAUGAGUAUGUCCCCCGUUUAUAUGAAAAACAAGAAUAACAGCUUACUCAGGAACCAGUGUUUCAAGGAUGGUUUCUUUCACUUCCUUCAGACAAGCUGAAGAGGAUCGACUUAACUGCCAACGAGAUAAAGACCAUUGACGACAAAGCGUUUAUAGGUCUACCUGAGCUGGAGGAGCUGGUGAUCCGAGAAAAUCAUAUCUCCCAGCUGCCAGCUCUCCCAGAGACCAUGAGCCUGAUUGAUGCCAGCCAGAACAACAUUGGUACCAAGGGUAUCCACAAAGAGGCCUUCAAAGUAAGUUAUUUCACCAUCUUUUGAAUUACCGUCACACCAAUAAAGGCUGAUGCUUCAUUGGUAUCAACUUUCUGCAAGUUAAUUCUGUUAUUUGUUGUAUUUGUGAAAUAAAAUAGCCUGAUGCAAUACUUUUUCUCUUUGUCUCUAGGAUAUGACCAACCUGCUGUACCUGUACCUAACAGACAACAACAUCGACUACAUCCCUGUGCCUCUACCAGAUAGCCUGCGAUCUCUACAUCUACAGGUACAUCUAUUAUUCUUCCAAAUUAAAGUUGUUGAAGAAUAAUGGACUUUCCUUCCCUUUUUUGUUAGUAAUAAGCUUCUCUCAGGUCUGUAUAAGGAAGGUGAAGUUAUACAAUUCCGAUUCCUCAGUGCCCAUACAGGUGGACGUACUUAGUCUGAUAGAAAGUGGCGAAGCUGUAAUAAAAAUAAAUGUACUAUGCAGUGAUAUGUAAUAACAGCUGGUGGGUGUCACUUUUUACACAGCUUUGUAAUCAUGAAAUGACCUGGAAGUCGUUUCUAUACAGAAACAUCUUAAGCUAGUCUUCAAAGCCGAUGCUAGCACCUCAUUAUACAAAACCAACUGUGACAUUAGCUGCCACGACUUUCCUUCACAACCAAAAGAACACAAAUUAGCAAAUUUAUGAAAACAUACUGAAUCGACAAAGUGAUGAAUGGAGGAAAAAGUGGACUUUCCAGCCAUAGGUAAAAUUGAGUUUAGUAAAGCUCUUGGAAUGAGCUGUCAAGAGGAGUCAGUCGAGACAAGUGUCUCUGUUAUUAUUUCACUAUUAAAUAGCACCAAUUAUCUGAAUGUGGAUUAAUCUAUGAAGUUCUUGACCUCAGUGACAUCAAAGCUAGUCACACAUACAGACAUGCUAAGCAAAGCAGAAAUCUAAACUGUAUUUCACCUUAAUAGCACUAUGUUGUUCAUCGUGUCAUUAGCUUCAAGCUAACUUCACAUGACUUUGACAUUAAUCCACAGUACCAAAAAGAAAUAAAUGCAGCACAGCUCACUGCUAUUCAUGUUAUAUCAAGAGGUUGAGCUCAUUGCAAACAUUUGCAUGGCUUUUUAAAAUCAAAAGUAUGGUUCCACUUUUAAAUCUGUUUUUCAACAAUUAACAAAUGUGAGUCACCCCUCCAGGUCAAAAUUCCUAAAUUUCUGGGUAAAUCCAUGGAAAUAACAUCCUCCAUUAAAGACAUACAAACUAAAGCAGUAGCAGUUGAAGCUAGCAUCCGCACCAAAACAUUGGCGAGCGCUACAGUUACCAACAGUUCUGUAUGAAUGUCCUCACACUCCCUCCUUACAUCUUAACAGCAGGUUUGUCACACUAUUUUUGUUUUAUUGCAGCGUAAUAAUAUUCAGAUGAUGCAUGAGGACACAUUCUGCAACCUGAAAGAUUUCAACUACAUCAGAAACGCACUAGAGGACAUCCGUCUGGACGGCAACCCCAUCAACCUCAGCAGGACCCCGCAGGCUUACGUCUGCCUGCCCCGCAUACCCAUCGGGGCUCUGGUCUAA